This is a messenger RNA of Dendrobium catenatum, 553 nucleotides long. RefSeq names its product PHD finger-like domain-containing protein 5B. The coding region runs from base 82 to 414 and encodes 110 amino acids. Gene Ontology annotation, biological process: mRNA splicing, via spliceosome. The transcript has a single exon. The record is from RefSeq and is a predicted model, not a curated record. Gene Ontology annotation, cellular component: U2 snRNP; U12-type spliceosomal complex; catalytic step 2 spliceosome. NCBI's taxonomy places the organism in Eukaryota, Viridiplantae, Streptophyta, Magnoliopsida, Asparagales, Orchidaceae.
CUACUUACUAAGUGCAUGUCUUAUUAGGGCAGAGGAUCUGGCUGAAGAUUAUAGAGAUCAUAUAGGUUAAACCCUGAAGGCAUGGCUAAGCACCAUCCAGAUCUGAUAAUGUGCAGGAAGCAACCUGGGAUUGCAAUCGGACGGCUUUGUGAAAAAUGUGAUGGAAAAUGUGUGAUCUGUGACUCUUACGUGCGGCCUUGCACGCUUGUUCGUGUAUGCGAUGAGUGCAACUAUGGGUCUUUUCAGGGCCGAUGCGUCAUCUGCGGUGGUGUCGGCAUCUCUGAUGCCUACUAUUGCAAGGAAUGCACACAGCAGGAGAAGGAUAGGGAUGGCUGCCCCAAAAUUGUCAAUCUUGGAAGUGCUAAGACUGAUUUGUUUUACGAAAGGAAAAAAUAUGGUUUCAAGAAAAGGUGACUGCGAUGCCUCUGUAUGUAUUAUUUCUACUAACUUCAAACUUUCUUGGACUUCAGUGUUUGUUUCAACUUUCUAUGCGAUUAUGUUUCUGUUUGUUUGGAUUUUAUAUAUCAAAUUAAUUUCUUUGCAGUUGUUCUUA